Pseudophryne corroboree (corroboree frog) is the source of this 1401-nucleotide messenger RNA. Its product is annotated as paraneoplastic antigen Ma2-like. NCBI's taxonomy places the organism in Eukaryota, Metazoa, Chordata, Amphibia, Anura, Myobatrachidae. Gene Ontology annotation, molecular function: zinc ion binding; nucleic acid binding. The coding region runs from base 1 to 1401 and encodes 466 amino acids. The transcript has a single exon. The record is from RefSeq and is a predicted model, not a curated record.
AUGGAGGUCAUACUGGAGAAGGACAUCUAUGCCUGGUGUCAAGAUCAAGGCGUAGAUCAUCGCCAAGGUAUAUGUAUAGUGGGCAACUUUGAAGGCAUCACAGAUGACAAAGUGAUUAAAGAAGUACAGAGAUUGUGUGGUAUAAGAAACCCUGUUAUAGUUGACAAGUGGAAGAGUGCCACUGGUGAUACAUGUGCCAUAUUGCUAACCAAUCAAGAAUACCUGGACUCUGCAUUGAUUCCUGCAAAAAUAUUAGUGGAAGGGGUACCCGGCAGAAGAUGGCAAAUAAUGUGGCCUAGUGAAAGUGGAGAGACCGAGGGAGAAGCCCAGGUAGCCAUUAAUGAUAAUAGAAGGGAGAGAAUUGAGGGAAAUCAUCAGAAUGCGGGAGAUAGUUCUCUGCCAAGAAUCACUACGAGUACCAAUACACGUGAAUCUGUAGAACCACAAGUGGAGGCGGUAAUGGAUAAAAUGGUCAGCCACUUUGAACGCUGGCAUUAUGAGGGAGGAUAUAGAAGGCUCAGAGUUUUUUCUGGCAUAACGCCAGUCCCUACAGGAGAAGAAGGAUAUGAUGCUUGGAGAGAGGCCGCAGUGCAACACUCUGAAGAGUGGAGGUGCCCGGAGCACAUAAAGAAGCAAAGGAUUGUGGAAAGCCUGAGAGGUCCUGCCAUGGGAAUCAUCCACGCUACACGGAGAAGCAAUCCCAUCGCCACCUUGAAAGACUAUUUUAACGCCCUAGAUUAUUCUUUUGGAACCAUAGAAGACGUAGGAGAUAUCUUGGCUAGACUAAAUCAGACCUACCAAGAGCCUGCUGAGACUCUCACUAAUUAUAUCUAUCGUCUAGAUAAGAUAUUAUAUAAAUUGAUGGACAAAGGAGGGAUUGAAGCCUCUGAGAUUGAUGAGAAACGUUUAAAGCAUAUACUGCGUGGGGCUUUGACCAACAAUCCGGUUGCUCAGCGACUGCGGUGCAGUGCCGUUGGAACGCGACCCCCAACUUUAGGUGAAUUGAUAAAGGAAGUAAAGUUAGAGGAGGUUCAAAUUGAAAAUAGAGAGAAGAGCUUUAAAAAAGUGAAGGUUGUGCUACCUACUCCAGAAGGUCCCACAGAGAAUGAGAGAUUAUACAAGCUGCUGGAAGAGCAAAAUAAAAAACUGGACCAACUAAUUACACUACAGAACAACACUUAUGGGACAGUCACUUGCGGGAGAGGUAGAGGAUAUUCCAGGCGACAAGAUAAUCGCGAUUAUAUUCUUUGUUAUCGAUGUGGGCAAUUGGGACAUCGAUCAUUUGAGUGUCCUCAGAAUGGGAACUAUAGGAGAAAUUCUAGUGCAUGUGGAGAUCAGAGUGAAAGCUCGCCGGAAAACGCAGAGGGGGCGUUGGUGAACCCCGCACCGACUCCCCAAUAA